Messenger RNA from Scleropages formosus (Asian bonytongue), 2719 nucleotides. RefSeq names its product antigen peptide transporter 1-like. Gene Ontology annotation, biological process: transmembrane transport. Gene Ontology annotation, molecular function: ATP hydrolysis activity; ABC-type oligopeptide transporter activity; ATP binding. Gene Ontology annotation, cellular component: membrane. The record is from RefSeq and is a predicted model, not a curated record. Lineage: Eukaryota; Metazoa; Chordata; Actinopteri; Osteoglossiformes; Osteoglossidae. Bases 1 to 2184 code for a protein of 727 amino acids. The transcript is spliced from 12 exons.
AUGCAGAAGAUGGCCUUCUCUCCGUUGCUGUGUGUGUGUCUGGAUGUGCUCGUGGUGCAGGCGGUGAGGUGGGCCCAGCUGUCCCCCGCGCUCCUGCCGCACCCCUUCCUCGCCCUGUGGGCCGCGGGGGUGCUCCGCGCCUCCCUGCUCCUCCUCAUGCGCCUCUCUCCAGGCUGCCCGCAGUGGCUGAGAGGCCCUGAAGCGGCCAAGACCGUGCUGGUGCACGGCUUCCUCUGCCCGGCCUACAUCACCCUGCUGUGGGGGUGCGGGCAGCCCACGCUGGAGCUGCUCUGGGGCUGGCAUUCCUGGCAAGGGAUAUUCCAAGCGUAUGGGGUCACGGCCGUCUCUCUCUUACUCUGGCAACGAUACAUCCCAUCUCUGUCUUCUGAGCCAACCAAGAAGACCCAGGAGAAGAAUGGCGCUUCCCUGCGGAGGCUUAUGGGAUACACGAAGCCAUUUUUCGUGCAGUUUGGAGCAGUUUUCUUCUUAGUGAUAAUCUCCUCCCUGGGCGAGAUGGCAAUUCCCCAUUACACUGGCCGAAUGACCGAUUGGAUCAUGAACGAGGAUGAGCCCGAGGCCUUCACUCACGCCAUCACUGUCAUGUCGCUGAUCACCAUCAUGAGCGCCGUGUCUGAGUUUGUGUGCGACCUCAUCUACAACAUCACCAUGAGCCGCAUCCACACCUUCAUCCAGGGCCAGGUCUUCAAGGCUGUGCUGAAGCAGGAGAUCGCUUUCUUCGAUACAGUGCAUACUGGUGACAUUGUAUCGCGCAUCACCACGGACACCAACACCAUGAGCGAGUCUCUGAGCGAGAAGCUCAGCCUGCUGAUGUGGUACUUCAUGCGCGUCACCUUUCUCUUCAUCUUCAUGCUGCGGCUUUCCUGGAAGCUGUCUCUCUUCACUGCGCUUGGGCUGCCCAUCAUCCUCGUCAUACCUGAGCUCACUGGGAAAUUCUACCAGUCGCUGUCAGUGAAGGUCCAGGAGUCACUGGCCCGGGCAAAUGAUGUUGCCAUGGAGACCUUUUCCUCCAUGAAAACAGUGCGGAGUUUUGCUAAUGAAGAGGGAGAGACGGAGAGGUACAGAAAAAAGCUAGAGGACACAUACUCGCUAAACAAAACCGAAGCUGCAGCCUACGCUGUUUCUACCUGGACCAACAGUCUGUCCAGUCUGGCUCUGAAGGUCAGCAUCUUGUACUAUGGCGGCCGCCUGGUUACAGGGAAGGACGUCAGCAGUGGUGACCUUGUGUCCUUCGUCCUGUAUGAGCUGCAGUUUGCAUCUGCUGUUGAGGUCCUCAUGUCAUAUUAUCCCCAUGUGAAGAAGGCUGUUGGAGCCUCUGAAAAGAUUUUUGAGUAUGUGGACAGACAGCCCCAGGUUCCCCCCGAGGGCUCACUGGCGCCCAAAGUGCUUCGGGGGAAUGUGCACAUGAAGAACAUCACAUUUGCGUACCCAAAGAGACCCGACACACCUGUGCUCAAGGGCUUCUCUCUGGAGCUGAAGCCUGGUGAGGUGACUGCUCUGGUUGGACCUUCUGGUGCAGGGAAGAGCACCUGUGUGAGCCUGCUGGAGAGAUUCUACCAGCCACAGGACGGGGAGAUCCUGCUCGAUGAACAGCCUCUGUACAGCUAUCAGAACCAGUACCUGCAUGACAAGAUCGCUGUGGUGAGCCAGGAACCAGUGCUGUUUGCCCGCUCUGUGAGGGAGAACAUUAAAUAUGGCAGAGAGGGCGCUACCGACGAGGAGAUGAUUAGGGCUGCUGAGCUGGCCAAUGCACACACGUUUAUUUCUGACCUGUCAAAAGGAUAUGAUACAGACGCUGGGGAGAAAGGGGGCCAGGUCUCUGGGGGUCAGAAGCAGCGCAUCGCCAUCGCCAGAGCUCUUAUCCGACAGCCCAAGAUCCUGGUGCUGGAUGAUGCCACCAGCUCCCUAGACACGGAGAGUGAGCACCUGGUACACGAGGCACUACGGAAGAACUUCAACCAGUGUGCUGUACUGCUGAUCGCUCACAAACUGAGCACGGUGGAGAAGGCCAAUCACAUCAUCUUCCUGAAGGAUGGGGAGGUGAUAGAAGAAGGCACCCAUGAAGAGCUACUUGGGAAAGGUGGUGCCUACGCCCAACUGGUAGAGAAACAAAACACUGCUUUCCAGCGCAGUGCAGAGGAGGGUUCGGAUGCAAAUGGUGUUUGACACAAAGUCUGAGGACCUCGUUCUGUCUGCUUUAUCCAGAUCCACCAUUCCACUCCUUUACUGCAUAUUACAAUAUUUUACUUAGCAAGUUUAUCUGUCAACCAAAAUUAAGGACAAGAAUCCCGUCAUAUAUCAUUACCCUGUUUUAAUUUGUUAGACCUUUUUCAUUGUAAAGUAUGCUUGUACUGGACUGCAUACUUGGUUACAAUAUUGAUGUAAAUAUUUAAGAACAUGUAUUUAUGUUACAUGAGAAUGUGCUGAGUUGUACUUUUCUAUCUGUUGUAUGUUUUCUUCAAACAAGGACAACAUAAAGACCUGGUUUUUUUAUGAGACUUACAGUGGAGAACCUUGGAGUGCAGUAUCCAGACAUAUGUUAUUGGGCCAUAGAUAAUUAACAUUAUCUAUGGCCCAAUUCUGAUAAUACAGAAGUGAAAUAUGUAUGUGUUUGGUUGGUCAUGAGACAUGGUUAUUGAACAGGCUGUAAAGAUUGCUCAGAAAUCCUUAAAAUGUUAAAAUGACCAAGAAAUCCAAUAAA